CUCGCUGACUGGACUUUGCCAGCUCCUCCCCAGACACCCCUGCUGCCAGGCCUUUACACGCAAGCCGGACAUUGAUAACGGUCAGGGAACAACGGCAACAGCAAAGGCAGGGGGUGGAGUGGAAACCCCCCCCGCAGGCUCGCCUUCUGGACACGCCGGUGCCCUGCGGUGCCUGGUCAUCCAGCACAGCGGCUGCUGGGAAAUGCUCUGGGCACUGGCCGCAGCCAGAGCAGCCCUGGGACACAGGACGGCAGGCUGGGUGAGGACUAUGGCCUCCCACUCGUUGCUGGUGGCCCCCCCAGCGGCCCUGAGCAAACCGCUGUUCAUCCCCAGCCGGCUUCUGCUGGGGCCCGGCCCCUCCAACCUGCCCCCCCGCGUCAUGGCGGCCGGGGGGCUCCCGGUGCUUGGACACAUGCAUCAGGAGGUGCACCAGAUCAUGGAUGAGAUCAAGCAAGGCAUCCAGUACGUGUUCCAGACCAGGAACCCCCUCAGCCUGGCCAUCAGCGGCUCCGGGCACUGCGCCCUGGAGGCUGCCCUGUUCAACCUGCUGGAGCCGGGUGACUCCUUCCUGGUCGGGGUCAGUGGCAUCUGGGGGCAGCGGGCCCAGGACAUCGCGGAGCGCAUCGGAGCCCACGUGUGCCAGAUGGUCAAGGCGCCUGGAGGCCACUUCACUCUACAGGAGGUGGAGGAGGCCCUGGCCCGGCACAAGCCAGUGCUCCUGUUCCUGGCCCAUGGAGAGUCGUCCACCGGUGUACUACAGCCCCUCGACGGCUAUGGGGAGCUCUGUCACAGGCACCAGUGCCUGCUCCUGGUGGACUCAGUGGCAUCCCUGGGUGGGGCCCCCAUCUACAUGGACCAGCAGGGCAUUGACGUCCUGUACUCGGGCUCCCAGAAGGUCCUGAACGCGCCCCCGGGCACCUCGCUCAUCUCCUUCAGCGACAAGGCCAAAAACAAGAUCUAUGCUCGCAAGACCAAGCCCGUCUCUUUCUACCUGGACAUCCAGUGGCUGGCCAACUUCUGGGGCUGUGAUGACAGGCCCAGGACGUACCACCACACCACCCCCGUCAUCAGCCUGUACAGCCUGAGGGAGAGCCUGGCCCACCUGGCGGAGCAGGGCCUGGAGGACAGCUGGCGGCAGCACCGCGAGGCCUCUGAGUACCUGCACGCGUGCCUGCAGGGGCUGGGCCUGCAGCUGUUCGUGAAGGACCAGGCACUCCGGCUGCCCACCAUCACCAGCGUGGUGGUCCCCGCGGGCUAUGACUGGAGGGACAUCGUCAAGUACAUCAUGGACCACCACAACAUCGAGAUUGCGGGCGGCCUUGGGCCCUCGGCGGGGAAGGUGCUGCGGAUCGGCCUGAUGGGCGGCAACGCCACGCGGGAGAACGUGGACCGAGUGACCCGGGCCCUGCAGGAGGCCCUGCAGCGCUGCCCCCGCAGCAAGCUGUGAGCGGGCUGUCUGUCCCUCGUCCACUGUGGAAGCAGGCGGGUGGCCCCUGGUUGAACAGACUCUGCAGGGGGCAGCGGACAGCGGCUGCCCUGCCCAGGCGGCCCGUCCCCUCCCGGUGGAGCCUCCUGGUGCGGCCGCAUGGCCCCGCAGCCCCUCCCCUUGAGCUGUCGCCCCCAUAGGUCCCCGGCCUCCUACGGAGGUUCAGUAAAGCCGUGGCUUCAGCAUUC
Capra hircus (goat) is the source of this 1674-nucleotide messenger RNA. RefSeq names its product alanine-glyoxylate aminotransferase (gene AGXT). NCBI's taxonomy places the organism in Eukaryota, Metazoa, Chordata, Mammalia, Artiodactyla, Bovidae. The record is from RefSeq and is a predicted model, not a curated record. The transcript is spliced from 11 exons. Gene Ontology annotation, cellular component: peroxisome. Gene Ontology annotation, molecular function: L-alanine:glyoxylate transaminase activity; L-serine:pyruvate transaminase activity. Bases 203 to 1447 code for a protein of 414 amino acids.